Morus notabilis is the source of this 760-nucleotide messenger RNA. RefSeq names its product eukaryotic translation initiation factor 1A. Lineage: Eukaryota; Viridiplantae; Streptophyta; Magnoliopsida; Rosales; Moraceae. Gene Ontology annotation, molecular function: RNA binding; translation initiation factor activity. Gene Ontology annotation, cellular component: cytoplasm. The transcript is spliced from 2 exons. The record is from RefSeq and is a predicted model, not a curated record. Gene Ontology annotation, biological process: translational initiation. Bases 97 to 534 code for a protein of 145 amino acids.
UUUCAACUUGAUAAUUCAGAUUGCUCUUUUCAAUUCCCUUUCUUCAAGCUUCACCUUUUUCCAGAAGAAGAGAGGGAAAGAGGAUAAUUAACCAACAUGCCGAAGAACAAGGGGAAGGGAGGAAAGAACAGAAAGAGAGGAAAGAAUGAAGCAGACGAUGAGAAGCGUGAGCUCGUCUUCAAGGAAGACGGGCAGGAAUAUGCCCAAGUGCUCAGAAUGCUCGGCAAUGGCCGUUGUGAAGCCACGUGCAUUGACGGGACCAAACGCCUUUGUCACAUCCGGGGAAAGAUGCACAAAAAGGUUUGGAUUGCAGCAGGGGACAUCAUUCUCGUCGGUCUCCGUGACUAUCAGGACGACAAAGCCGAUGUGAUCCUCAAGUACAUGCCCGAUGAGGCCAGGCUUCUCAAGGCCUAUGGUGAGCUGCCUGAGAGCACUCGUCUUAACGAGGGCAUUGCUGGAGGUCUCGAGGAUGAAGAUGAAGGUGCCGGUGAUGAUUACAUCGAGUUUGAGGAUGAAGACAUUGAUAAGAUAUAGGUGUGAUUCCAGUUUGUCUGGAGUUUUUUGUUGUUAUAAAGUGCUGUGCUUGGUGCCUAUCGGCCAAAAGUUAUAAAUCAUUAUUUAUAAGUUGUACUUCAUAAAAUCUGGAUAUUUUUCAGGCUGUGUGCUUGUCGUGAUUGCUGUAACAUCUGCUCUUACUAAUAGAUGUACCGUGUUUGUACCUUUCUUUUGGCAAAUACUAUUUAUUUCUGAUGCCUAUGUA